GGCCCCCUGGGUCCCAGCCCCGACCUGCCCGUGCGCAGGGCGGGUCCCGGCUGCAGCCCCAGGGCGGGGAGCGGGCAGAGAAGUCGCUGCCCGGGCGGAGGAAGCGGCCGGGGCCGGAGCCGAGCCCGGCGAUGGCUGCAGCGGGGCCGGCGCAGGUCCAGGUGGCGUUUGAGGACGUCGCUCUGUAUUUCACCCGGGAGGAGUGGGAGCUCUUAUCCCAGCGAGAGAAGCAUCUGUACCGGGACCAGAUGCUGAAGAAUUAUUGGGCCCUCAUUUCCCUGGGCUAUUCAGGUUCCAAACCAGACUUAAUCCACCGGAUCGAGGUAGGGGAGGCAGAGCUCUGGAUCUGGGAUGCCGAGGACUCCAGGGAAAGCUCCGGGCCUGAGAGUCCCUCCUCAGGCCUUCUACCCACACAAUUCCAAAGAGACAAUCCUGGGCAGGCUGCCAUGGUUCAAGGCGUGCCAUUUCCUCCAAUUCUUAUACAAUUUUAUAUCAGUCCAGCAGACGCAGGGCACGGGAUCCCGGGAGGAACGAGGGCACAGCCUGAAUGUGGGGAGAGCGCGGCAGGAAAGCAGGAUCCCACAUCCCACAGGGGGAUCCAUGCACAGGACGCAGUCCAUCCCCAGGGUAAACUCAGCCAGAGACCAGAUGUGACUGCACACCAGAGACUCCCCAUGGGCCGGUGUCCCCACUGCUGCAUUGACUGCGGCAAGAAGUUCAGCAACCCCUCUGCACUGACCCAGCACCAGCGCACGCACACUGGGGAGCGGCCGUACCGUUGCUCUGACUGCGACAAGGGCUUUGCAGAGAGCUCAAAGCUGAGACUACAUCAGCGCAUGCACACCGGGGAGCGGCCGUACCGUUGCUCUGACUGCGACAAGGGUUUUGCACAGAUUGCAUACCUGAGAAUACAUCAGCGCAUGCACACCGGAGAGCGGCCACGCUGCUGCACCAGCUGUGGCAAGAGAUUUGCACACAGCUCAAGCCUGAGAACACACCAGCGCACGCACACCAGGGAGCGGCCGCACCGCUGCACCAUCUGCAGCAAGGACUUUGCAGAGGUUGCACACCUGAGAAUACACCAGCGCACGCACAACGGAGAGCGGCCGUACCGCUGUGCUGACUGCGACAAGAGCUUUGCACAGAUUGCACACCUGAGAAGACACCAGCGCACGCACACUGGGGAGUUGCCACACCACUGCGCUGACUGCGGCAAGGAUUUUGCACAGAUUGCCUAUCUGAGAAUACACCAGCGCACGCACACUGGGGAGCGGCCGUAUCGCUGUGCUGACUGCGGCAAGGGUUUUGCCCAGAUUGCACACCUGAGAAUACACCAGCGCACGCACAGCGGGGAGCGGCCCUACCGCUGCAUCGACUGUGGGAAGAGCUUUGCCGAGAACUCAAAGCUGAGAAUACACCAGCGCACGCACACCGGGGAGCGGCCGUACCGCUGCACCGACUGUGGCAAGAGCUUUGCAGAAAGCUCAAGCCUGAGAAUACACCAGCGCACCCACACCGGGGAGCGGCCCUAUCACUGUGACGAAUGCGGAAAGGGCUUUUCACAGAUUGGACACCUGAGGAAACACCAGCGUACGCACACGGGAGCGGCCGCCCCGCUGUGACGAUUGGGGCAAGAGCUUCAGCAAUACCAACACGCUGACAAACCAGCCGCGCGCGCGCACGCACACCGGGGAGCGGCCGUACAGCUGUCACGAUUGGGGCAAGAGCUUCAGCAGCACUGACGAGGCAUCAGCGCAUGCGCACCGGGGAGCGGCCAUUCCAAUGCAUCGACUGCGGCAAGAGCUCGCACAGAGCUCACACCUGAGAAGACACCAGCGCAUUCACAGCAGGGAGUGGCCAUACAGCUGUGCUGAUUGGCAAACGCUUUGCUCACUUGGGCAGCCUCACCCAGCACCAGUUGACUCACCAAUGCCCCCCUGCCACCGCCAGGGCUUGAGGGGCUUCUGGCAGCCCGUGGAACUGGCACCGCGCCAGCUGGUGGGGGCCAGGGAGCGGUCCUGUCCCCAUGAUGCCCCACAGAGAGACUGUGUGGGGCAGGGAAGGGGACUUGGCCAAGCAGUGUGGGGAAGAGCAGACAGGUGGGGGGAUUUUAGAGCAGAUGGUCACAGCCUACUCUAUUAGGGACCCCCUGCAUCUACCUGGGAUCCACCCAGGUGUCUGUGUCCCUCUCUGCCCCCGCCCCCCCCCCCCACACACACCUAGCUGUGAGGCAGCCAGGACAACCCUCCCCCAUCUAGAUGGGACCGUGUCAGGAACUUCCCCCCACUCCUACCUUGGUUCCAAGCAGGGGCUGACUCUUUGGGGACAUCUGGAGAUGGGAUUGCAGUCCUGCCUCCGCAUGGAUUGGGCUGAGGGGCAGGGUAGGACAGCCUGGUGUGUGAGAUUGAAAGAAGACUCAGGAACUGCUUAUGCUGGUCUACUUUAAAUUUAAAUGUGAUGAAGAAGAACUACAUACCUAAUCUGUAACAAAGGUGUUACUACAUACCUAAUCUGUCUAACCAGGUGUUUCUUUGCUAUUAAAGGAGCUGAUACAUUCGGAUGGCAUAGAGAAAAGCCAACGUGAAGUGUAAAUCUUUAAAAUAAACCAAUCAAAAUGUUCUAAGGCCUAAUUGACCAUGAGGCCUGAUGAACUCUGUGACUGGCAGGUGCACACAGAGACUUUUGCAUUACUCCUUGGGGAAUUCUGUGCUAAAAAAUUAAACGUUCUGCACACCAUAUUUUAAAAUUCUGCAUAUUUUAUUUGUCAAAAUAAUACAAUAUAAUCACAGUUCCAAUUAUUUUGGUGAUUCAUUUCAAACUACCUAUCAGCAACUAUGUCUAAGCUGAAAUCGCAACUGAAGUGUGUUUACCAGACACGUCUGGGGAGUGGGUAAAACCGUUUCUCAGAAACAAAGAAGUUAACGCUUCUGGCCAAGGUAUCAUCAAAGCUGAUGGGUCAUCACCUAUCAGGUAGCCAUUGUUUGGAAAGGAAGUCAAUCAGGAACAAACAAACCUGCAUUUUAGAAAACAACAGCAUGAAACCUCUUCCCCACCAAAAUUCGUCUCCCCACUCAGCUGUGAACUUUAUCUAGGGGUUGCUUGGAGAAAAAUGCAUUUUAAAGGGAGAUGGAACUAUAAAAGAGAGGGGCAAAAACACCUCUUGUUAUUUCUCUGUGUUCAUCUCUCCUUAUCACCUAAGAGGACAAAAAAAAAAAAGAAAAGCAGCUCUUGGACCUCAGGAACUGAUCCAGACCUGAAAAUUUGGUCAGCAAUGCUCCUGGAAACCUAUGCUAAGGGACUUCACUUCGCCCCAAGUCUAGUUUGUUCAGUUUAGUACUAAGAAGUGUUUUUCUUUUUUUUUUUCUUGCAACCAUUUCUGACUUUGAUGCUUCAUCAUUGUACUCACUUGAAAUCUACCUUUGUGAUGAAAUAAAUUUUUCUUCUUUUAAUUGAAAUGAA
Molecule: messenger RNA, 3459 nt
Organism: Chelonia mydas (Green sea turtle)
Lineage: Eukaryota; Metazoa; Chordata; Testudines; Cheloniidae
Product: zinc finger protein 664
Exons: 5
Coding region: 132-1622 (496 amino acids)
Biological process (GO): negative regulation of transcription by RNA polymerase II
Molecular function (GO): DNA-binding transcription repressor activity, RNA polymerase II-specific; RNA polymerase II cis-regulatory region sequence-specific DNA binding
Source: RefSeq, a predicted model, not a curated record